UUCCUGAGGUAUUUCACAUAUUUGACUUUUUAUAUUUUAUGUAUCGUACAGAAUAAUAGAGCGCAGGCUAAAGUGCAGUUCGGCCCCAGCGAGUCUCUCAGCGCGGCGUGUCUCACAGCGCAGGGGGCAGCCGGAGCGCCGCAGACUCGGGCGGCUACAUGAGUAUAUUGGGAAUAAAAUGCUCCUGCCAGCUGACGCUGGACCCCAACACUGCAAACAGAGAAGUGUCUCUGUCAGGGGGGGACAGGAAGGUGACAGGGGGGGCAGAGCAGCCAUAUCCUGAUCAUCCAGAGAGAUUUGACAGCUGGAGCCAAGUUCUGUGCAGAGAGAGUCUGACUGGUCGCUGUUACUGGGAGGCUGAGUGGGAUGGAGAUGCAGCCUGGAUAGCAGUGACUUAUAAAGGGAUCGAGAGGAAAGGAGGGAGUGACUGUGGGCUUGGAGCCAAUAACAAGUCAUGGAUGCUGUGCUGCUCUCCUCACAGACACUCUGUCCGGCGCAAUAAUAAACAGACUCUCAUACCCAUACAGCCCUCAGGCUCCCACAGAGUAGGAGUGUAUCUGGACUGGGGGGCUGGUGCUCUGUCCUUCUACAGAGUCUCCUCUGAUGGACUGACCCCCCUGCACAGAUUCACCUCCUCAUUCACUGAGUCCCUCUAUCCAGGGUUUGGGGUUUAUCCAAACUCCCCCGUGUCGCUGUGCAUGCUGGGAUAGCUCACUGUGUGCUGGAGGAAUCAUUUUUACCGUAUCAGAGUCUCACAUGUCGCUGCUUCUCCACGGCAAAAAGGUAAAAUCUCUGCUUUAUAACCAGUAUAACCCUUUUUACUCUGUCUGAAGUGUGACGUAUGUUAAUAAUUGGGUUCUGUAAGCUGAACAAACAUGUAGAAUGACUGUUUUUCUCUGACUUAUGUUCUAUGUUGUCUGUAAAUGCACCAAAACUGCCUAAACAAAUUCAUAGUACAUGCAGUUGUACCAAUGGAGUGAAUUCUGAUUCUGAAUAAAAUAAAAUGUAAUGAAAUCUAAGCCUGAUGAGUGGGGGGAGCUUUUCCCCUCCCCUCUAUAUGUAUAUUUUAUAUUUCGGUCUAUAUAUUGUAUUUGCUACCUGUACACUGACAAUAAAGGCUUCCUAUUCUAUCCCAUUAAUGUCCCGGUUCCGCGCUGCCCAGAACGUAACUGAGUAACAGACUUAAUCCGCGCUCUCUGCUCACUGAGCGCAGCAGCCUGAUAUCGCAGCGGCGACGCUUUGGCCAGCAGGGGGCGGCAGACGGCAGACAGUUUAUUAACUCAAAACCUACAGCGGUCCUGAGGUAACUUAGUAAAGAUAAUAACAUAAUCAAAUUAAUCAUAUAUUAACUAAGUAAACAUAAAUAACAUAAAAUCUUAAUAAGUCACGUUAGUACAACAACAACAGAAAGGCACCUGAUCAUCAAUGAAGUAGUGUAGGUGAUUACCAAUUACCAGAAAAAAAUCACAUAAAUCCUGUUUCAUUAGGAAUCCUGAGAUAUAUACAGUACUGUGCAAAAGUCUUAGGGAGUCAUAGGAAAUGUUUAAAGCUAU
Molecule: messenger RNA, 1553 nt
Organism: Brienomyrus brachyistius
Lineage: Eukaryota; Metazoa; Chordata; Actinopteri; Osteoglossiformes; Mormyridae
Product: stonustoxin subunit beta-like
Exons: 2
Coding region: 159-710 (183 amino acids)
Molecular function (GO): protein binding
Source: RefSeq, a predicted model, not a curated record